GCCCAGGUGCGACGGCGUCAAUCGCGCGCUGCUUGAUCAUCAGCCACCCGCGCCAUGCGAGCCCCUUUCGCUGCUCUUUGGUGGACCUUCUCGCCAGCGGUCUUCAACGGGAAUAAGGACUGUCAGAGCAUCUUGAAACAACAGAAGCAGAGAGGAGAACACUGCGAAGACAAUUGCGCGUGGGCGUCCUCUCACAAGACGUGCCUGGCUUCCCUCCGACCAAAGGAAGUGCCAUUUCCGUCUGGUGGGAAGUCAUCGAUUCAUCACUCAUUCUGGACAGCAAGCGACGUGUGGGCUGCCCCCUGUCAGCGUCCGCCUCUAUUGUCUGACGAGUUGAGUCUCGUUGAGCACGCAGGCGGCCGCCACACGUAGCAAUUACAGGGGCCGUAUUCAACGACAUCAACAUCGUGCGUAGAUCAUCAUCUCCCGCAGACCAUUCGCAAGAGGUGGUUGCUAUGCAACAUGCAGUACUUAGAGCAGGUUUCAUGUCAAUUGAUUACUAGGAUGACUAGCUCGAGGAUGACGGUCGAAUCGUUCGGAUUUCGUCAAAUUGGGCAUCGCGUCACCGAUACUGGACGCCUCGUGGGCCGCUUAGUGCGUUUGUAG
Messenger RNA from Rhodofomes roseus, 606 nucleotides. RefSeq lists its product as uncharacterized. The transcript is spliced from 2 exons. Lineage: Eukaryota; Fungi; Basidiomycota; Agaricomycetes; Polyporales; Fomitopsidaceae. The record is from RefSeq and is a predicted model, not a curated record. The coding region runs from base 55 to 372 and encodes 105 amino acids.